UUCCUAGGGUAUCAGCGACGGAGCCGGCGCCAUUGUACUUGCUAGCGAGGAGGCCGCAAAGGGCCUAAAGCCCCUCGCUCGUCUCGUGGGCUGGUCCUACGUUGGCGUAGACCCUUCCAUCAUGGGCAUCGGCCCUGUACCAGCUAUUGAGAGUCUUCUCAAGGUCACAGGAUUAACCCUUAACGAUAUCGACCUUGUUGAGAUCAACGAGGCGUUCUGCGCUCAGACCCUCUCCUGCGCCAAGGCCCUCAAGCUGGACCUCUCCAAGCUGAACGUGAACGGCGGAGCCACGGCCCUGGGACACCCUCUCGGAGCCUCCGGGUCCCGCAUCACUGCGCACCUAGUACAUGAACUCAAACGCCGCGGCCUCAAGCGCGGUAUCGGCUCCGCUUGCAUCGGCGGCGGACAGGGCAUCGCACUCCUGGUCGAGACUGUCUAAACCCCACCGUGUUUCCUUGAGACUGAUAUAACCACCUAAGUGUAAGGCCUGAGUGGACGCCCGAGUUGGACUUGCAGCAGGGCGGGGCGGGGCGCGUGCAUGUUAAACAAAUGCAAACGUAUAGGAGCGGCCUUAGUGCACGCUGCACAAAUCACUUGUGAGCCCGACGCCACGCUGCACGCCCCGCCGAACGCUCCGCUCCGAGCGUCCACUCGGGCCUUACACUGUGGCCCAACAUACAAAAAAAAAAUCCUAUUUAAAAUUUGAAACUUGUAACAGUAUAGUGGGAGAGUUUCGUUUGUUUUAAAAAUCAAUGAAACAAUAGAACUCCUGCUUUAUUUGGUUCAUGUAAGGUUCUAAUUACAUUGCAACGGAGUGUACAUUGUAAUAUACAUUGGGCCUCACUAGGAUAAGAUAUAAAUCAUUUUAAUGCACUUUGAAAAUACGGUAGUGCGAAAAUUACCUACUUGUAUUUGGUUACUUAAACUGAAAUUAUGUCUUGAUAUAAGUAUACUAUACUUUUAAGAAUGAAGUAGGUUAUAGUUAUGUUAUGUAUACAUGUAUAAUACUGCCUGUAAAUGCAAUUGUAUAUAAACGAAAUCAGUGAAAUCACAAAAGUCGUAUUUUCAUAAAGUAAAUUAAGCUUUAUUUUUAAUACGCUGUUUUAUGAGAUUUGAAAAUAUUUGUAUAUUAUUUUGAAUUGUUAUUGAGUUUAUAUACAAGUUUAAUACAUAACUAAUAAAUCAGCUAUUUUUA
Molecule: messenger RNA, 1195 nt
Organism: Cydia fagiglandana
Lineage: Eukaryota; Metazoa; Arthropoda; Insecta; Lepidoptera; Tortricidae
Product: 3-ketoacyl-CoA thiolase, mitochondrial-like
Exons: 3
Coding region: 122-439 (105 amino acids)
Biological process (GO): fatty acid beta-oxidation; phenylacetate catabolic process
Molecular function (GO): acetyl-CoA C-acyltransferase activity
Source: RefSeq, a predicted model, not a curated record